Molecule: messenger RNA, 3066 nt
Organism: Dreissena polymorpha
Lineage: Eukaryota; Metazoa; Mollusca; Bivalvia; Myida; Dreissenidae
Exons: 1
Coding region: 1-3066 (1021 amino acids)
Molecular function (GO): zinc ion binding; nucleic acid binding
Source: RefSeq, a predicted model, not a curated record
AUGUCUGGAGUAAAUCUAAAAUAUAUUAAAGGUGUGCGAACAAGAUUCUUCAAUGUGUUGGAAAAGGAAGUGUGUGACGGUGAAAAUUUUCUUGAUGUAGAUAUAUCGUCUUUAUCACUUGAAGAGUCUAGUUGUACGAGAAAGCAAAUAAAUGAAUGUAAAGGUAAGAUUGAUGUUUACAUAGAAAAACUGUCCAAUCAGUCUGAAAAGUUAGCAGAGGCUCUAGGUGAUACUGAUGAAGAACUUACUAACCAAUUACUCCAGGAAGAUAGUACUUUAUCAGAGAAAGCAUUGUCCGUUUCGUAUAAGCUGAAAUGCUUAGGUGAAGAUUUAAAAGAAGGUGAAAUGUUUCAACAAAAGAAAGAAAAAGAAUAUAAAGAAAGUGAUUAUCUACAGAAGUUCUGUGAUUUUCAAAUGAAUUUACAGCAUAAGUUCUUUGCUGAACAACAAGAAAGGAGUGAAACACAAUUGAGAUUACAGCAGGAGUAUAAUGAAAAACUAAAAGUAGAGAGAAGUGUUCGGUCGACAUCAGUGAAAUUGCCAAAACUAGAUAUUGCUUCAUUUAAUGGCAAUAAACUACUCUGGGUAGAGUUUUGGGAUUCAUUCCAAAGUGCGAUACACAAUAAUGAUAAGUUAUCAGAUAUUGAUAAAUUCAAUUACUUAAAGGGCAAGUUAACUGGUGAAGCCAAGAGUUCUAUUGAUGGUCUUUCGCUCUCAAAUGAAAAUUAUAGUGUUGCUAUUGGAAUAUUAGAAGAAAGGUUUGGUGAAAAACAAGAUAUUAUUGAUUUGCAUUAUAAAAGAUUGAUUGAUCUCGCACCAGCUAGAAAUACUACUGAAAGUUUACGGUUUUUCAUGGACAAAGCUGAGAAGCAUCUCCCUAGCUUAGAAGUGCUUCAUGAGAAUAUAGACCAACAUGUAUUCGUAUCAAUGUUACGCAGUAAAAUACCAAGUGAUAUUCUGUUACAACUUGAGUUGUUAAAAGAUGCUGGUAAAAUGUGGAGUGUUCAAAUGUUGAGAUAUGUGUUACGACAAUAUAUUGUGUCAAGGGAAAAAGCUGAAAAGUCCAAACCGAAUGAUAAUUCAAACCAAAGAUUAGGACAUAAACAACAGUAUCCAUAUAGCAAACCAAUGGGACAGUCACAUAGAAAACAAGAACAUUCAGGUGGUGCACUUAUGUCAACAGAAAGGAAUGCUCCUCCAAAACAGCCUUCACAGAAGUGUAGAUUCUGUGAUAAGGGACAUUGGAGCGAUGAAUGUCCUACGUUUAAAACAGCGGAAGAAAGAAAGAAACGGAUAAAAGGAAGUUGCUUUCGAUGCCUUAAAGAUAAUCAUUUAGCAAAUGAGUGCAAAAGUUCAAAGAUAUGUGUCUAUUGUAAAGCUAAAGAUGUUCAUCACAGAAGCUUGUGUGACAAAAGGUUUUCAAAGAGUGUAAAGAAGGAAAAGGAAAGUGCACAUAUAUCACAAGAAGUUGAGGAAACAGAUGUUACACGUGAUGAAAGUGGUCUUCUGUCUUGUGAUGAGACUGUAUUCAUGCAAACUGCAACAGUUAAAGUAACUGGAAAAUAUGGUGAUAAAAGUGAGCGUGUGCGUUUGCUACUUGACUCCGGUUCACACAGGACGUAUAUUUCAAAGGAACUUACUGACCGUUUAGGUUUGAAAGAAGAAAGCGAACAGGAAAUAAAUGUUGUGACGUUUGGAAGCGAAGGGUCUAAAACCAUUAAAACAAAAUCAACCACAUUAAAGGUUAUGCUUAAAGAUGGCAGUUAUAUGACCAUGACAGCCAAUAUAGUACCAAAGAUCAGUGGGAUGUUACAUCGUAGUGCUGUGAAUAAAAUUCAGUUAGAAAAGCUGUCUCAGAUGACUAGAAAUCUACACUUAGCUGAUACUAUUCCUACAGAAAAGGAAGUGCAUUCAUUGGAUCUACUGGUAGGUAAUGAUUUUUACCUAGAUAUAGUUAAUUCCGAAAAAAUUCAAGUGUGUUCUGGAUUAUACUUACUUUCAUCAAAGUUAGGUUGGAUUCUGUCCGGGAGAGCAGGAUUUGUAAGUGAUACAGUUGCUGAUGAUAUGAGUAUGUUAAUUCUGUCUCAUAAAGACAAUGACGCCGAUGUGAAUAAUUCUGAAUUUGAUAGUGUGAUGUCUGUUAAGACAAACCUUGAAGAGUUCUGGAGUAUCGAAACCAUCGGGAUUGUGGAUCCACCGGAAAGUAGUGAUGACGAAAAAGCCAUGUUGAACUUUAAAGAGACAUUGAAUCGAGAAAAUGGUAGAUAUAGCGUAACAUGGCCUUGGAAAGGUAACAGCGAGGAACUCCCAGAAAAUCGCGGGUUAGCUUGUGGUCGACUUAGGUCACUUGUAAAGAGAAUUCAGAAAGAAACUGAUUUAAUGGAAAGAUAUGAUACAGUGAUAAAGGACCAAGUUGAAAAGGGUAUUAUCGAAAAGGUUGAACGUAAUUCCUACAGUGGAUCAAAGCAUUAUAUUCCUCACCAUGUAGUGAUUACACCAGAUAAGAACACGACAAAAUUGAGAAUAGUAUAUGAUGCUUCUGCAAAAGCCAGAAAACAAAGUAAAAGUCUAAAUGAAUGUUUAUAUCGUGGACCUGUGUUGCUACGAGAUCUUUGUGGAAUAUUUAUGAGAUUCAGAUUACCUGAAAUAGGAAUUGUCUCCGAUAUAGAGAAAGCUUUCUUGCAAGUGGAGUUACAACAAACCGAACGGGAUGUUACACGGUUUCUGUGGUUUAAGGAUUUCACUGAACCAAUUAUUGAUGAAGAUCACAUCCAGGAAUAUAGAUUUUGUCGUGUUCCUUUCGGUGUGGUUUCUAGUCCCUUUCUAUUAGCUGCUACAGUGGAAACACACUUAGAUUCAUACGAUACGAAAUUGGCUACUCAGAUGAAAGACAACAUUUAUGUAGAUAAUAUAAUAACAGGAGCAGAUACUGUUGAGGAAGCAAUGACCUUGUACAAUGCGGGAAAAUCAAUGUUUUGUGAAGCAAAAAUGAAUUUGAGGGAAUGGAUAACCAACAGUGAAAUAGUGAAUAGUUUGAUACCCGAUAUUGACAAAACAAAAAUCUGA